UUAUGUAAUAAAAGCCAGACUUCAGAAAGGAAUUAGCCGAAACAGCUUAAAAGAUUUGCACUCCAGGAAAAGGAAUCUUGGCAGCUGAUGAAGUAUCUCAUAAAUUUUUAAAGUUUAGUCUUAAGGAACAAUUGGAAAGAAAUUUGUCGCAAUUAAUGUUGAAAACAACGAAGAAAACAGAAGAGCCUACAGAGAAUUAUUGUUCACUGCUCCAGGCAUUGAAAAUUACAUUAGUGGUGUCAUCCUCUUCUCCGAGACUGUAUUUACAUUCAUUAAUUAUUUCUAUAGGUUAAACACGCUACCAAAGAUGGAAAGAACUUCGUCUAAUUGCUUUAAGAGAAAGGCAUUGUGGCAGGAAUCAAAGUUGAUAAGGGUUUGGGUGUACUUCCAGGAACACAAGAUGAAUCAGCAACUCUUGGAUUAGACUCCUUAGCUAGUAUGGCUGCUGAACACUAUAAACUUGGAUGCAGAUUUGCCAAAUGGAGAGCAGUCUUGAAAAUUGGCAAUGGCUUACCAUCAUAAUAAGCCAUCUAAGAAAAUGCAUGGGGAUUAGCCAGAUAUGCAGCAAUCUGUUAAGAGAAUGGUCUUGUUCCAAUUGUUGAACCAGAAAUCUUAGCUGAUGGAGAUCACUCAAUUGAAGUCUGCUAAAAGGUCACAGAAAAAGUUUUGGCUGCCGUAUUCAAAGCAUUGAAUGAAAACAACAUCUUUUUGGAAGGAUGUCUUCUUAAACCCAAUAUGGUUACUGCAGGUUCAACAAAUGCAGAUAGAAACAAGAUUACACCAUAAGAAAUUGGAUACAGAACAGCUUUGGCUUUAAGUAGAACAGUUCCCCCUGCUCUUGUUGGAGUCACAGUAAUUAAAUAUAGUUAUAGUAUAUAGUUCCUUUCAGGUGGAUAAUCUGAAGAAGAAGCUUCAUUAAAUUUGAAUGCUAUGAAUUAAUUGACCACAGUGAGAAAACCAUGGGCUUUGACUUUCUCUUAUGGUAGAGCACUUCAAAAUACUGCAGUGAAGACAUGGGCUGGAAAAUAAGAAAAUUGGGAAGCAGGUUAAUAAGCAUUAUUGACAAGAGCUAAGGCUAACAGUGAAGCUUAAUUAGGUAUUUUAAUAAAUAUUAUAAAAAUAGGAAAAUAUCAAGGUGGAUUAGGUGGAGCAUCCAACGAAUCCUUGUUUGUAGCUGAUUACAAAUAUUGAGU
Molecule: messenger RNA, 1193 nt
Organism: Paramecium pentaurelia
Lineage: Eukaryota; Ciliophora; Oligohymenophorea; Peniculida; Parameciidae
Source: the annotation of a GenBank genome assembly